This is a messenger RNA of Strongylocentrotus purpuratus (purple sea urchin), 2333 nucleotides long. RefSeq names its product V-type proton ATPase subunit e 2. Gene Ontology annotation, cellular component: proton-transporting V-type ATPase, V0 domain. Bases 92 to 337 code for a protein of 81 amino acids. The transcript is spliced from 4 exons. The record is from RefSeq and is a predicted model, not a curated record. Gene Ontology annotation, molecular function: proton-transporting ATPase activity, rotational mechanism. Lineage: Eukaryota; Metazoa; Echinodermata; Echinoidea; Camarodonta; Strongylocentrotidae. Gene Ontology annotation, biological process: proton transmembrane transport.
GUUAGCUAGAUUGGCUGAUUCUACAGAAGAAGGAGGUCGACAGCUGAGAGACGAGAAAAGAGUGUCGUUAUUUGUUCACAAAAGACUGAAGAUGGCAUCCGCUUGGAUUACUGUAGUUGUUCUCACCGGUUUCUGGGGUGUCAUAGGCAUCAUAGUGCCAUGGUUUAUUCCGAAAGGACCAAAUAGAGGGAUUAUCCAGACCAUGCUUGUAAUGACUGCAGUUUGCUGUUAUAUGUUAUGGUUAUGUACAUUCCUGAUGCAGUUAAAUCCUCUGAUUGGACCCGAGUUAGAAACAAAGGUUAUAAGAGCUAUCAAAAUGGAAUGGGAGGGGCAAUAAUAAGAGCAUCUUUUGAUAUUACGUCACCACAUUAAUCUGCCAUCUUGGUCUGGAUUAGGACUAUGGAUGGACCCUCCCUUCCACCAUUAUCAGAAUCAGAUUAUCAUCACUUCAUUGGGGUUUAUAGACUAUCGGGAUCAUUAGGGUGAUGUUUGCCCAUGGUACAUUCAAAGCAUUCAUGUCAUCCAGUCAGAUAAUGCUUCAAAUUUAUAUACAUGGAGUCAUGGACAGUGCCCAGUAUUGGUGAAAUAUUAUGACUUCUUAAUUUUCAGCUUAUGAAUUAUAUUACGGUUGUACACAUGUUACGUUUUGAGAAUAUCUUUUAUGACAUGACACCCUAAUAUUCUGAAAAGUUUUUAUCAUAUAUUUGGUCUUAUCUGUUUUUGUUUCCAAAAAAAAGAAGAAAAGAAUAUAUCCGCAUGUAUAUAGCUGAAGAACACAGCAUCUACAUCUAGUUUAAUACUCUUUGAUGUAAUUUACUACUAGGCCCAUCUUCAGCAUCUCAAAUUUUGAAGAUUCUAAUUGAUGUAGUACUCUUUAACAUUGGGGGGGGGGGGGGGGGGCGUGGGGGUCGUUACAUUCUAGUCAGGAAACUGUAGUUGAUGAUAAUGAAAGCAAUAGAAAAUAGAAUUUACUUUACAAUUAUUCAGUCAUAUGUGAUUGCAUACAGUCAACAAAUUAUUGUGCAAUUUUUUUACUGUUGACAUGCUAGAAAAUUAACUCCUUAUUAUAAUGUCAAAUUUCGUUAUCAUUAUUCAUUAUAUUGAGCAAAAAGAAAUAUUUCGACUAUGGUUUAGGGAAAUCACAAGUUCAAAUAACUCUCGUUAAACUUUUGUCUUGUUUUACUCUCAAAUCUAGUGUUUUGAGUGUAAAGACAGAGAAAGCAUUUUGUUAAAAUUUACAAGUUUAGAUAUUGGUGCAUGUUAUUUGACAAGGUGUAAACUUUAGUACUACCGAGUACAUGUGAUUGUGAAUGUUACUUUUGAGAAAAAAAGAAUGAAUAUUUCCAUGUGUUGUGAUCUAAUGAUACAAGAACUUUACUCAUGAAUAUGUAAGACCCGUAGUUUGAAUUAGCAUUGUUUUUAGAAGGUCAUGUGUAACAGGUGAAAUGAACAAGUUUUUACAUUUAUCUGAAGACCUACAUGUAAUUGCCAAUAUGGAAUGUGGAAACACAUACAUGUACCGGUACAUGUGGCUUAUUGAAAGAGAUAAUUGUGACAUGCGCAGACAUAUUGGGUACACAUGUGCAGUCAUAUAUGUGGGUUUAGCAGUCAUGAAGCUCCAAAUCUAGUUGCCUCCCAUGUACUCAUUCUAUAGGAGGGUAAAUCUGUAUUAUGAGCUUCACGAAAUGACUGACCAAUUCGGGAGCAACUUCCACUGUCACAACUAUUUCUAAUCAUCAAGCUACGUGUAUGUGGAAACCUGCACAUUCAGCAGACAGUAAGGUAGAAGGGUGUCAGUUAUUUGUUUUGUGUUUAAGCAUGUAGUGUUUUCUACAUGUACAUGUGUAAGUUUAUCAGUGAUUUGAUGGUUUUAUUACAAAUAGGGUUUAAAUUUUAGAUGUACAUGUACGGGAUUAAUAUAGAAGAGAUACAUGUAAGAUGUGAUUAGGGACUUGGGAAUAAAAUCAUUUUUGGGGAAGGAUUUAUGUUUUCAGAUUUGGUAUUAUUCAUACAAUGAAUUUCACUGAUCAGAGAUAUCUUGAUUUCAUAUUGUACUGCAUUGUAAAUGACCUCUGUGAACAACUUUGAAAACUUGAUAGCACUGUGAAAUAAACUGGGAUGUUCAGUGCCAGUUUGUUUUUUAAAUAAAAACUAAAACAUUCAUGCACAUUCAAGUUAUUUAAAGAUCUAAUGAAUCUGAUGCAUAUCUUGAUGUUUUUUUUUUCUCUCUUCUUUUUCAUUAAGUUACAUAUAAUAUAUGAUUUGAUUUGUAUCAUUCCAUUUCAUGUACUGUUAAUAUUAUAUGUCAAUAAAUAUAUAUAUAUUACAAAUUA